This is a messenger RNA of Papilio machaon (common yellow swallowtail), 1819 nucleotides long. Its product is annotated as phosphatidylserine lipase ABHD16A. NCBI's taxonomy places the organism in Eukaryota, Metazoa, Arthropoda, Insecta, Lepidoptera, Papilionidae. The record is from RefSeq and is a predicted model, not a curated record. Gene Ontology annotation, biological process: phosphatidylserine catabolic process; monoacylglycerol catabolic process. Gene Ontology annotation, cellular component: endomembrane system. Bases 202 to 1680 code for a protein of 492 amino acids. Gene Ontology annotation, molecular function: glycerophospholipase activity; monoacylglycerol lipase activity. The transcript has 9 exons.
UUGUAAUGUCUGUGCUCAGGAUCUGAAGCACAGAAUCGGACGUUUCGUAUUUGUGAGUUGUUUGUUUUUUUUUAAAGUGGUGUGACUCGCAUAAAAAUACGGCUUACACAGCUAGAAACUUGGUGGUAGCUGCCUUUGGAAAAUACAUAAUAAUUGUAAAAAUAGAAUACUUGAAAGCAGCGACAAAGAAAAUACUACAGAAUGCUGAAGCUAUUUUUCCGUAGUCUUUUUUCUCCACGUUUGUACAGGAAGCACAGGGAUGGCCCAUGCGACGUACUUUAUAAUCCUAAUAGUUUGGAAAAAUGGGGUGAUUUGGUUAUCAAAACUGUAAAUGUUGUCGCAAGUCUAAGCUUUUACACAUCACCGUUUAUUUGCAUGUAUGUUUAUCGAAAAGGCUUUUACACUUUUGAGAAGUUACAAACUCUUAUACCAGAAGUUGUCGUACUUGGUUGUCUCGUGGCUGUGUCACUAAUUAUGCGAGCGAUUGGGAGGGUGACCAAUCCCAAAUAUGUUGAAUUUUUGAAGGCUUUGACUGAUACAAAUACUGACCCAGCAAGUUAUUUACAAUCCCUGAGAAAAUAUGAUUUUGAGUUUAAUAACUGGCCUGUCUCAUAUACUGUUCCACCCAUAAAGCGUUCUACUUGGCUGGAGGUUAACCCUUUUAGUCAAUGCUCUCAACCUGACUUGCCUACGUAUAAAAGAAUUCCACUUCAACUGUUGGCAUUUGUAGCUGCACACACAUUUGGAAUGAGACUUAUCUACCCAGGGGCACUCUAUAUUAUAGUUUCUUCGCUGUGGAAGUUCUUAUUAAUAGGCAGAUCUCAACUUGUUGAGACAUUUGGUGGUCUUCGAGCGAAAUUGCGGACUGCUGACGGGAACUCUAUAGACACUAUGUUCGUUGAUAAGAGACUAAGUUCAGACAGGGGAAAUACUUUGGUUGUAUGUUCAGAAGGCAAUUCAGGAUAUUAUGAGAUAGGUAUAAUGUUCACUCCAAUAAGAGCUGGUUAUUCUGUCUUGGGUUGGAAUCAUCCAGGAUUUGCUGGAAGUACGGGCAAACCUUCUCCAUCUCAAGAACAAAAUGCAAUUGAUGCAGUAAUGCAGUAUGCUAUAAAUAAACUUGGCUUCAAGGUUGAGGACAUUGUUCUCUUUGGCUGGAGUAUCGGUGGUUAUAAUGCAACUUUUGCUGCUGUUACCUACCCCGAUGUUAAGGCUUUGUUGUUGGAUGCGACAUUUGAUGACAUUCUGCCAAUUGCUCAGAAUCAGAUGCCCCAAUCAUGGGCUAUACUUGUCGAAGAAAUUAUCCGUUCUUACGCCGACUUAAAUAUAUCUGAGAUGUUACAAAAAUACAAGGGACCGGUAUGUCUUGUACGGCGUAAUAAUGAUGAAGUGAUUUGCUUAAGACAAGGAUUGGUUCAUACAAACCGUGGCAAUAAUCUUGUUAAGAAGCUUAUCGAAACCAGAUAUACAAACCUAUCGAAAGAAGAAUUGGCAUUAGUUGAUAAAUACAUCCGUCUUUUCGGUCCCCAUCGGGCACUCUUACAAGCCAGAGACAUCGGAGAAAGUGACCAAAAAAUUUUGAAAUUGAUUUCGAAACACAUGCAAGAAUUAAAUGGGACCCACUGCAUACCUUUGCCUCACGAACAAUUCAUCAACAUCAUGAACUCAUUAAUGGAAGAUUAAAAUAAAAUACCUAAAAAUAAGUUGGUGUCUGUAGGUGUUUAAAUUUUUCGAAACUCCAUAUUAAAUUUCAGUAGCUUGCAAUAGUCUCUAGCCCUAACAGUUUUGGUUUCAUAAGUCAUGACUUUAUGCUUUCCCAAAU